This is a messenger RNA of Epinephelus fuscoguttatus (brown-marbled grouper), 1623 nucleotides long. RefSeq names its product protein jagunal homolog 1-B. The record is from RefSeq and is a predicted model, not a curated record. The transcript has 4 exons. The coding region runs from base 136 to 687 and encodes 183 amino acids. Gene Ontology annotation, cellular component: endoplasmic reticulum membrane. Lineage: Eukaryota; Metazoa; Chordata; Actinopteri; Perciformes; Serranidae. Gene Ontology annotation, biological process: vesicle-mediated transport; endoplasmic reticulum organization; granulocyte colony-stimulating factor signaling pathway.
GUUUAAACGUCAUACUUCCUCCAGUUUCCCCUCCUGCUGCAGUUGCUAACCUCUGUUUCCCUGUUUCAUCGGUUAACGCAGCCUUUCUACAGUUUAAUGCUUUUUAUGAGCAACAACAAAUAAAGCAUAUCCACCAUGGCUUCUCGAGCAGGUCCGAGAGCAACAGGCACAGAUGGCAGCGACUAUCAGCACCGGGAGCGGGUUGCCUCACACUAUCAAAUGAGUGUUGCCCUGAAGUCUGAAAUCCGUAAACUCAACAUUGUCCACGUGCUGAUCUGGGUGCUGAUGGCAGCUCAGGUGACAGUGAGCCAGCUAAGCCUGGUGUCCCACAAGGUCGUAGCCUCUCCAUAUCAGUGGGAGUACCCCUACCUCCUGAGUUUAAUACCCACAGUGUUCAGCUUCUUGGCGUUGCCUCGCAACAACAUCAGCUACUUGGUCAUCUCCAUGAUCAGCGCCGGGCUGUUCUGUGUGGCCCCGCUGAUCUACGGCAGCAUGGAAAUGUUCCCUGUGGCACAGCAGCUCUAUCGGCACGGCAAAGCCUACCGCUUCAUCUUUGGCUUCUCCGCCGUGUCGGUCAUGUACCUGGUGAUCGUCAUCGCUGUGCAGGUGCACGGCUGGCAGAUUUACUACAGCAAGAAGCUGCUGGACCAGUGGUUCACUGGCACGCAGGACAAGAAAAAGAAAUGAGUCAAAGCAAGUCCACGUGGACAUGAGGAUCUCAGAGCUGAGGUGUUUGUGUUGGAUUGAGCCAGCCGAGACCAAGAGAAGAGACUCUCAAGUUAAAACUAUCAUGGCUCUUCAUCAUCUUUUACUGUAUUUAUAUUUGACGUGAUAUCAUCAUCGUUCAGUUGUUGACAGAAGAUCAUUCCCUGGACUGCUUGUGACUGCUGCCAUCACUCUGUACAUUAAUCCUUCUGGAAUUUCAUCAUCCAACUGUAAAUGUGUUCUGUUAGUGCCUCCUUAUUCCAGGUGUUGACAGUGUAAACAGGCCAGGUUUAACUGGAAGAAGACUGUAAUCAUGUCAGUUGAUGUUUUGGAAACAAAUCCAAAAAUAAAUUUGAAUAUUUGACUGAUCUGUUACACACUCUGAGCUGUUUGAGUCAGGUCAGACUUUCACUAUGUCUUUCUUUGGUGAAUUUUUUGGAUUGUGUCACCCUUUCCUUCUCCUCUAUGUGACACAGCCUCACAAAUUUCUCACCCAGUUGUGUGUGGUAUAAACACAACCUGUAGGGCGAGGCAUAGCAUGAGAAAGGAGUGAGGGAUGGAGUAACGGCAGCUGAAACAUCACAGCUGACAUACCAUAAGGUCAAAGAAGCAAUGUUUCUAAAAGGUGAUUUAUAGAUCUAGAUAGUUAAAAAUAAGUGUUUUCCAGGUGAUAUCUGGUUUGACAUAAACAAACUUAAGAAGAGAGAGACCCUUAUUGAUCCCCAGCCGAUAAAUUUGGUGUAUUGAUCAUUUGAGACGUUCAGAUUAAAACAAACAUUGACAAAGUGUUGGAAAAGAAUAUAUUUUUCAUAAACAAAUGUAUUCAAGAUUAUUUUUUAACUAUUUAGAGAGACCUAAUUUUUUGAGUUGAAUUACCUGCAGCACUGUCUUUCACAAUAAAUGAAUUUUUCUAAUCUA